This is a messenger RNA of Tarenaya hassleriana, 1765 nucleotides long. Its product is annotated as calcium/calmodulin-regulated receptor-like kinase 1. Lineage: Eukaryota; Viridiplantae; Streptophyta; Magnoliopsida; Brassicales; Cleomaceae. The record is from RefSeq and is a predicted model, not a curated record. Gene Ontology annotation, molecular function: protein kinase activity; ATP binding. The coding region runs from base 348 to 1580 and encodes 410 amino acids. The transcript has 9 exons. Gene Ontology annotation, biological process: protein phosphorylation.
UUCUCUCUCUCUCUCUCUCUCUCUCUCUCUCUCUCUCUGAUUCUUUUCUCUGCAAUAGAAGCAAAAACGUCGGGAAAAUUUUCUAUCGUUUUCUCAGCGGAAUCCUUCACUGUCCAAGUUGCCUCCGUCGGAACACAACGUAGACCUUUCUACCAUUUCGGAAUUCCGAGAAUAUCAGCUGGAUCGAGAGCGUACGCUGGUUCCACGGCUUUUUUUUCUGGAUCCUGUUCAUCUUCAGUUUUCUCGAGAAAAUUCUCCCCGGGUAUGAUUAGGUUUCUAGGCGUGUAAAUGGACCAGAGAGACAAUAAGGGUUGAAGGGUUGAUACGGUAGAGGAAACCAAAAGACAAUGAAAGAGGUGUCUUUUGGAUUGAUUGUCGGGAGCUCAGUAGGCGUGGUGGUCGGCGUGCUGUUGGCUAUUUCGGCUUUGUUCUGCCUUAGAUAUUACAGGAAGAGGUCUCAGAUAAGGAACAGCAGUUCUAGGAGGAGUUCGACGGUCCCUAUCCGGGAAAAUGGGGCUGAUGGUCGCACUGUCAUGUCGGACUCGACCACUGGUCAAGAUUCGCCAGUGAAAUCCUCGUCUAAUGGCAUGUCUGGUUGGCUUGAAGGGUUUAGCAAGAGGAACAAUGUGAUUCCUGCCUCUGGCAUAUUGGAGUACUCUUAUAGAGAUUUGCAGAAAGCAACCAGUAAUUUUACGACAUUGAUAGGCCAAGGAGCAUUUGGACCUGUCUACAAAGCUCAAAUGUCCACCGACGAGACUGUUGCUGUGAAAGUUCUUGCAACCAAUUCAAAACAGGGCGAAAAAGAGUUUCAGACAGAGGUAAUGUUGUUGGGAAGGUUGCAUCACCGUAGCCUUGUAAACUUAGUUGGGUAUUGUGCGGAAAAAGGGCAACACAUGCUCGUGUAUGUCUUCAUGAGUAAAGGAAGCUUGGCUUCUCAUUUGUACAGUGAACAGAAAGAGCCGCUAAGCUGGGAAUUGAGAGUUCAUAUUGCUUUAGACGUGGCUCGGGGUCUGGAGUAUCUUCACGAUGGGGCAGUUCCCCCUGUCAUACACCGAGAUAUCAAAUCUUCCAACAUUUUGUUGGAUCAGUCCAUGAGAGCCCGGGUUGCUGAUUUCGGGCUUUCGAGGGAGGAAGUGGUAGAAGGACAUGCAGCUAAUAUCCGGGGAACAUUCGGAUAUCUCGAUCCAGAGUACAUUUCCACAAGAACAUACACCAAGAAGAGCGAUGUUUACGGCUUUGGGGUUCUGCUCUUCGAACUCAUAGCAGGAAGAAAUCCACAGCAAGGUCUUAUGGAAUACGUCGAGCUGGCGGCGAUGAACGCUGAAGGAAAGGUAGGGUGGGAAGAGAUUGCGGACUCGAGACUUGACGGGAAAUACGACCUGCGAGAAGUGAACGAAGUGGCGGCUCUUGCGUACAAAUGCGUUGCUCGUGCUCCUCGAAAACGGCCGUACAUGAGGGACAUAGUGCAAGUCCUGUCUCGUGUGAUCACAUUCAGGCAUAACAGGAAACGACAGAGGAAGUUAUCUCAUCACAGGAGACAGGACUCCAUGGAAAGUACAGGUGAAGCUUGUGAAGUUUAAACUAAAGACUUUAAUUCUGAUUUUGAUUGGUUAGAGAGAUUCUGUCAAGAAAUAGGAAGUUUAUAACUCACUGAUGUUGGUGAACUGAACCUCGGAGGAGACUUUGAGGAGUGAAAAGGUUGUCUAUAUAUUUUUUUUGUGAGAGAUAUAUAUAUAAAUAUAUACCCUUGUGUGUUUUUUUUGAA